GCUGUCAACAGCAGUUGUGUAAUCUAAUGUCAAACUUUUAGGCCUGAUAAAGACUACUGUCAAAUAUCAGUCAAAGAGCCGGUGACAAAGAUUAAUCUUUAAGCACCAUGUACACUCAGACCUUACAUGUGCAGCCUCUCAGAGGGACAAUUUGAUUGAAAGUUUCCCAUGUAGCAACAGCAAAGCCUUUCUGCAUGGGUUGAGACUCUAAGGCACUUAUCUAAUGACUCCAAGGACGCAGAGAGGGUUUUUACUUUCAUUUGGCUGGACACCUGACACUGUACGACUACAGUAUGAUAUAGAGCCUACGCACUGGGUAGGGCCGCUCAUGUCAUGUGUGUAGUGUAGAGACCAAGAUGUAUAAUGUGAAAUGCUGAGACGACAUUCAGGCUCAAGAUUCAUCUCAAUUGUAUAACACAGUCAGUGUAGUUAUUAUGCCAUACAGCCAAGCCCACCUGCCACUACAUGGAUGAGUCAAGGAGCACAAACAUGCUUAAUUAAACCGUCUGUGUAAAAGUGCUAGAGACAAUUAGAAAGGAUGAGACAAUCUAGUUUGGUUGACAUAUUUAAAGAUUUACAUAUUUGAGAUGAGUGGUAGGAUUACUAUUUUUAGCACUAACAGCUGGACUCUUUUGGGAAUGUAGUGUGAUAUUGUCAAAAGGCAAAAAGAGACUUUGGAAGUAUAAAAAUUUAACAUAACAUUUAGCUACAGUAUGUUGUCCUGAUACAGGUAUGUGUUUGACCCCUAAGGGGUGAUUUUAAAAUUGUGCGUGAGGUAAUCUGGCUAUAGAUCAGGAGAACUUCCACCUGAAAGAGUGUGAGUGAGGACGGAAUUAGUGUGAGUGUGUGGCAGACGGCAGGGCACCCGGGAUUUGGGAACGCACAUGAGUGAACUGUCAAGUCUUCAGGGCCCAAAUCAGGCAGGCAGACACAGAACGGAUGUGGCCAGGCGAUAAAAGCUGUCUGCACCCAGAGGGGCCUCAGUCCAGCUCCCAUGGGUAAAACUCCUUGACCCUGAGGCUCAACAUCCAGUGCAGUGGCCAGGGACUGGAUUAAAGCACAAGGCUCCCACCCAGCUCCCUGCCUAUGACUCACUAAAAUGCAGCUUAGCCAGUGAUCAAGCUGUGAGGGGCCUUGAUCACACACUGGGACUCCAGGUCUGCCCUUCUGCUCUGACCCUGCAGCUGGAGGCGCCGCUGGGAGCAUGAGUGUAGGAAGGAUCAACCGCUACAGCAUUGUGUCAUCUGAGGAAGAGGGCCUCCGCCUCACUACCAUGCAUGGCAUGAACGGCUUUGGCAAUGGCAAGAUCCACACACGUCGCAAGUGCCGCAAUCGUUUCGUCAAAAAGAAUGGCCAGUGCAAUGUGCAGUUUGCCAAUAUGGACGACAAGUCGCAGCGCUACAUGGCUGACAUGUUCACCACAUGUGUUGAUAUUCGCUGGCGAUGGAUGCUGGUAGUCUUCACUCUUGUGUUUGUUGUGUCCUGGCUGGUCUUCGGCUUAGCCUUUUGGGUCAUAGCUUUGCUGCAUGGAGAUCUGGAUAACCCAGCUGGAGAUGACAACUUCACUCCAUGUGUCCUACAGGUCAAUGGAUUUGUGGCUGCCUUUCUAUUCUCCAUUGAAACACAGUCUACCAUAGGUUACGGCUACCGCUGUGUGACUGAAGAGUGCCCAGUGGCUGUCUUCAUGGUGGUCUUCCAGUCCAUAGUGGGCUGCAUCAUUGACUGCUUUAUGAUUGGCGCCAUCAUGGCCAAGAUGGCAAGGCCUAAGAAGCGAGCACAAACACUGUUGUUUAGCCACAAUGCUGUCAUUGCCAUGCGGGACGGAAAGCUGUGCCUCAUGUGGAGGGUAGGGAACCUUCGCAAGAGCCACAUUGUAGAGGCCCAUGUCAGGGCACAGCUCAUCAAACCUCGGAUCACUGAUGAGGGGGAGUAUAUUCCUCUAGACCAGAUAGACAUUAAUGUGGGCUUUGAUAAAGGCCUGGACAGGAUUUUCUUGGUUUCACCCAUCACUAUUCUCCAUGAGAUAGAUGAGGAGAGCCCCCUUUUUGGGAUCAGCAAACAAGACUUGGAGACAGCAGACUUUGAGGUUGUCGUGAUUUUGGAGGGGAUGGUUGAAGCAACCGCCAUGACCACGCAGGCUCGCAGCUCCUACUUGGCCUCUGAGAUCCUUUGGGGUCACCGUUUUGAGCCAGUCUUGUUUGAGGAGAAGAACGUGUACAAGGUGGAUUACUCUCACUUUCACAAAACCUACGAGGUGCCGUCCACCCCCCGCUGCAGUGCCAAGGACAUGGUGGAGAACAAGUUCCUAGUCCCCAGCUCUAACUCCUUCUGCUAUGAAAAUGAGCUGGCCUUCCUAAGCCGCGAUGAUGAGGAGGAGGAUGUGGGUGGUGGGAGCAGGGCACUGGCAAACCUCAGUCCAGACCGGAACAGCCGACAUGAGUUUGAACGCUUACAGGCCACCAGGGCGCUGGAUCAAAGGUCAUAUCGUAGAGAGUCGGAAAUAUGACCUCUACUCAUUGACCCAGGGUCAACUUUCAAUAACUUUAUCCAAGGGUAAAAAUGCAGAACAAUGCAAAGUGCCAUAGGAAAUGCUGACUACUGUGAAAGAUUGGAAAAUUAAUAAGACAACAGUAAAACGGACUUAACUGGAAGAAAUGGGAGAAAGCAAGAGUACACAGCUUAGAAAAUUGUGGUAAGGAAUGUCUACAAUCAAGGAAAAGGCUACAGAAAGACCUUCUUCCUUAAUGGAAACUUGAAUCUUUUUUCACAUGGUCAUUUUGAGUUAAGAGUGUUCAAUGAUAGUGCAUCAAAAAACUAUUAUGACAGAACCUUCUAAUCAAAUCUUAGGUGUAAAUACAUUGCUUAGGUAAGUUAUGUUUUGUGUGCAGUAUCAGUUUCCAAAAACACCUCUAAAAAAUAGAAGUUGCUAUUUCAACUUGUUCUUGGGGACAAAUAAUAGCGUUACGAGGCUCCUCUUAAGCUCUCCUCGCAUUGCUGUAAUUUGCUGGACCUGCGUUCAGUGACACAUUGAAAAUUCGUGCACUGCAGCAUUCAGAUGCAGUGAGCCAUGCUAAAACAUCUGAUCGGGGGCCACUGAGAACAACAUAAUUCAAACACCUUCAUUUUAGUAUUGGUGUGAUCCCAAAAUCUACCAUAAUAUAGAAAGAGUAGGCAAAAUGAAUUGCACUAUGAAGAACAUAAAGGAAUAUGUUGAACAGAAAUGAAAUUGUAUAGAGAAACACUCUAUUUAUAAUCUCUUAAUGCCUCAUACUUUAACCUUAUCUUAAAAACAAACUAACAAGCUGAUUUGGCUGCACUGCCCUACACAUAUCAUGUGUAUGUCAUGUACUAACAUUGCUAAGUAGUCAGGUAAAACAAAACAAAAGCACAAAUGGUGGACAACCGACUUAAAAAUGUUGUAGUUUCACAAAAUUUCUUUUUUGCAAGAUACAUGUUGCAAUAUCGAGGUUUGUAUUUAUCAAACUAAUAACCCCACAAAGAAAUGCACCUUAAAGUGUACCUUUAUUUUCACAACUUGAAAUAUUAUCUAAUAAACUAAGUUAAACUAAAACCUGUAUGUUGGUAGUCAUUGACAAGUUUUCUUCCAUUCCAUAUGGAAAUUAAGACUGUAACAAACUGGCAUAAAUUGAUCACCUUUAAUGUAUUUUUGUCCUCUUUAAAAAUGAAUCUAUGCAUAUUGUUAACAUCAUCAGGGGACAGAAAUCCUAUUGAGUUCUGUGUGAUAUGAAAUUAUGUAGUGAUAUUGCUUUAAUCAAUACCUAAUGCUUAGAAAGACAGCCUGAAAUUUAAAAAAAAAAAAUGCAUAAACUCAAUUUCUAAGAGUAGCUGUUAUGUUUAUCAAAUCCAUUUGACAAGAGGUAAGUUAAAUUGUUAGUCAAAAUUUCACAUAUCUCUAAAACUUUUAAAAUGUACACAGGAAUAAUGCAUGAGAAUGAGAAUUAUCCCUGAUGUAUUUCUUUGGCCAGAGAGCAGUGCUAUGGUCAUCCUGAAUUUGAAAUGUAAGGUUUGGGUAUUUCUAACCACCCAACAAGCAUCCAUUCCAAAUGCUAAACGAACAAGCAUCAUAAGGGCAAAUGUGUCUACAAUAGUAAUGCUAAUAAGGUUAGAAUAGUCCAAACAUAUUAGCCAACUUACAGUAGCUGGCCCUACAUUUCUAUUCAUUUUACAUCAAGAGUGGGUAAAUUUAACUGCUCUUUAUAUUGUUACUAACAGAGUCAAUCUCUGUUUCAAACUUUACCCGGGUUAUAGACUAAUGGCAGGACAAAAUAUUAUUUAAUUAUUAUAUGACAAAUGUAUCCUUUGACAGGUAAAAUGAAUGUGUGCAAGACUAAAUUUGGCUAAAAACCUGUUAUCACAGUAAUUGCUGUCCAAACUGAUAUACAUGAGCAACAGUAAAACAAAGAGAAAAUAGCUUCCUCCUUUUUCACUCCUCAUAUUGAUUUCUCUGGCAUUUACAAACAUCACAUACUAUAUACUAAAUGCAUUUGAGCAAUAUGAUAAUACGAUGAGUUAACAAACUGGACCAUGGUGAAUGGAAGCAAUAAAUACUGAAGCUCACCUUUCUGAAUUCAUUCUAAUAAGCAUAUUCUUAAUGAUUCUCUUGUAAUAAACUGAACAUGCAUAUUUAUAAUUCUUGAUUCACAGAUAACAAGUGAAAGGCAUGGUGUGAUAUGAAUGACCCUACAUUUUUUUGUUUUUAUUGUACUUGUAUGUGUAUGAUUUCUCAGAUUUGAAACCAAAGUAAUAGUAGGUGAUUGUUCCCAAGGUAAUCUUCCAAAAACAGUUUAGACUGGUCUUGAAAAAUGGACAGCCAUAUUCCAAAAAGGUGUUUGAGUCUCCAGUUCGCAAUGGUCUCUUUACAAAUUUAAAUUAUUCCUACAAAUAUACCAUUAAUUAAAUCAAAUCAAUCAAAAGUUAAAACCAAAUCAAAAAAUUAAGUAAGUAGUUAUAGAUUCAAUCAUUUGCUAUCACUAUAUACAGUAGUUUAAGAGACAAAAUUAUGAUGCAUGACAACUUUUUUCCUUUGGCAUGGACAAUAGCAUUUAAAAAUGAUCCCUUAUUCUAGAUUCCUAGUCAGAAUUUAUCAUUCAAACCUCAACUGUUUAUGUUGUGUCACAAAAUACUUUUUUAUCAAGUCUAGAUUAUCUAUUACCUCACUAAAAUGUGAAUGUCAUGUCCCUGUGUAACAAUUUUAGUUAACUUUCACACAAAGAAGAAAACAUACAGGAUAUGGUGAAAAACCACAACAUGAAAGCAAAGAAGAGAACCAGAAAAUGGUUGUUAUUUUGGUCACAAUGACUAAUAUUUUCCUAAUAGUCAUUUAACUCUAGCAGUAUGCUUAACUCUAUGAUAUUUCUUGGUUAUAUGUUGAUUUUUUAGAAAAUUGAAGGAUGUAGUAAAAUAUAAAGAACAUUUUUUGGCUAACAAGUGAAGCAUUCUUUACCCAACCCUAAACAUUUAUUAUGCUCAUUGCCUUCUGGGAAGGUUCUAUACACUGAUGUAUGAAGCCUCUGUACCUACUCACAAAACUUCAGUGGUUGAAAAAAAAGGUGAUGCAUCAACAGCUUCUAUGCCGCAUCACUGAAAUGCAUAGUUCAAUCAUUUCUUCUGAAUAAUUUUUUCGGAGAUUGUUUUAGCUUUGAUGUUGCCCACCUGAGCCCUUCGAAAAGAAACACACACAAAGGUUUUAGCUAAAUAUAAAGAUUUAUAGUGUAAAAAGCAUAGUAACGUUAUAAAAACUAUAAUAAGGAGCAGCCAGGCUGAACAAACCUGCUUAUUUUUAUACUAAGUUCUUUUUGAUAGAAUACAGCAAUCAAUAUUUAUCCAUUUUUAUCAGAGUAUUACAAUGAAAUUACUAUUGAGAGGCAAAAAUAUAAUUCUUGUCUCAGUUUUCAAUUAUUUAAUUUCUGUUGUUUCAUUUCAGCACAGAUGUUCAUGAUCAAACAGGUAUUUCUCUUAAAGGGAUGAUUGGAAAAACCUUUGACCUCUGUAGAAGUCUUCCUAUGUCCAGCAAAAUGUCUACUGGGCUUUUGAUUUUAAUUCAAAGUCAUUUAAAUUAUUCAAUUAAAAACUAACUGUGAAAAAA
This is a messenger RNA of Siniperca chuatsi (mandarin fish), 6106 nucleotides long. RefSeq names its product potassium inwardly rectifying channel subfamily J member 12a (gene kcnj12a). Gene Ontology annotation, biological process: regulation of monoatomic ion transmembrane transport; potassium ion import across plasma membrane. Gene Ontology annotation, molecular function: inward rectifier potassium channel activity. NCBI's taxonomy places the organism in Eukaryota, Metazoa, Chordata, Actinopteri, Centrarchiformes, Sinipercidae. The transcript is spliced from 2 exons. Bases 1205 to 2506 code for a protein of 433 amino acids. The record is from RefSeq and is a predicted model, not a curated record. Gene Ontology annotation, cellular component: plasma membrane.